UUCACUUUUGACGGGGCUUAUGACGUCAACUCGACCACAGAACAAAUAUAUGCCGAUAUUGGAUUUCCUCUGGUCGAAGGAGUGACGGAAGGAUACAAUGGGACUAUUUUUGCAUACGGACAAACGGGAUGUGGAAAGUCGUUCACUAUGCAGGGAAUCAGUGAUCCGGCUAACCAGAGAGGUAUUAUACCGAGAGCGUUCGACCACAUAUUCGAGACGAUCCAAGUAUCGGAGCACAGCAAGUACUUGGUACAUGCCUCCUACCUCGAGAUAUACAACGAGGAGAUUCGGGAUCUGUUGGGCAAGGAUAUCAAACAAAAACUGGAUCUGAAGGAAAAUCCAGACAAGGGAAUCUACGUGCAGAGCCUCUCAAAAAACCCCUGCAAAAAUGGACAGGACUGCCAGGCAGUGAUGGAGAGGGGGUGGAAGAACAGGUCGACCGGGGCGACCCUCAUGAACUCUGACUCCUCCCGCAGUCACUCCAUCUUCACCAUACAUCUGGAAAGAUGCGAUCAAGAUGAGCGCGGUGAAGAGCACAUCAAAGUGGCUAAGUUGAAUCUUGUUGAUCUGGCGGGCAGCGAGAGACAGGCGAAAACCGGAGCCACUGGCGAUCGAUUGAAAGAAGCCACGAAAAUCAACCUCUCCCUCUCGGCCCUGGGUAACGUAAUUUCGGCCCUGGUCGACGGUAAAUCCACUCACAUUCCGUAUCGAGACUCCAAGCUAACGAGGCUCUUGCAGGACUCACUGGGCGGCAACACGAAAACGCUGAUGAUCGCCUGCCUGUCGCCUGCCGACAACAACUACGACGAGACGUUGAGCACGCUGAGGUACGCAAACAGGGCGAAGAACAUAAAGAACAAACCGAAGGUGAACGAGGAUCCGAAGGACGCCAUGUUAAGGGAGUACCAGAGUGAGAUCGAACGUCUGAAGGCCAUGCUUCGUGGAGAGGUGCCUGUUCAGAUUGAUGGUCAGCCGAUGAAAGAUGUUGAAGACGAAAAAAAUCGCUUACGCCAGGAAUUCGAGCUAGAAAUGAAGACGUUGAAAGAAGAAUUGAAAGCCGCGAAACUUUCAAAGGAUGAGAUGGAAGAGGAAAUUGGAAAAUUGAAAAACAACUACGAAAGACAGGUGGCUAAAAUCGAAAGUUCUGAAAAAACCUCGAGUCAAUUGCAAGAACUACAGCAGAAUUUCGUAGGUGGAGAGCUCUCGAAUAAUGAGGAGAUUAAGGAGAAGAGGAAGAAGAAGAAGAAAUACGCAGAGGAAGCCAGGAAUAAAUUACAAGAAGCAUUAUCUCGGGACGGCGACGAUAUUGUCGUUGGCAUGUUUAAAAACGUUCAAGAUGAGCUCAAAUACAAAAAUAAACUGCUUGAAAAGGAGAAGCAGAAGUCUGAGUCUUUGAGAUGUGAGAUCAUGGACAUCCAGCAAGAGUUCGAAUUCGAUCGGAUCGACUACCUAGAUACAAUAAGGAAACAAGAACAACAGCUUAAGUAUUUUCAAGCAAUUCUAUCUAGAAUCCAUCCUCUAAUCCGUAAGGAUUGUAACUUCGCGAACCUGGAUAAGAUCAAAUCCCAAGCGGAAUGGGAUGAAAUAAAUAAGAACUGGAUUCUGCCUAAGGUGGUCGUGGAGAAGGGGCAUCUGCCCUCUGCCACACCCCCUACCAACAAUGGUGAUGACGAGAAUGUCAAUUGA
Helobdella robusta is the source of this 1686-nucleotide messenger RNA. RefSeq lists its product as hypothetical. Gene Ontology annotation, molecular function: microtubule binding; ATP binding; microtubule motor activity. The transcript has 11 exons. The annotation marks the transcript as partial. The record is from RefSeq and is a predicted model, not a curated record. Lineage: Eukaryota; Metazoa; Annelida; Clitellata; Rhynchobdellida; Glossiphoniidae. Gene Ontology annotation, biological process: microtubule-based movement.